AUGAUGGAAAUGCACUUCCCUGUUCCUCAAAAGAAGAAAAAGCGAGGGCCUACACAUGAACGAUUCAGUUCUCUGUUUCCUAUUCCAAUAUUAGCAGCUGAUAGACAAAAGCCAAGUUUUUGUCCUUAUUUCAUUGGUAAGCUUGAAGGAAACCAUGUUGUUGUAAAACAUUCUGGUGAUGCUUACUAUCUGUAUAAAAUGGGUUGCUUUGGAAAAGGAACAUUAUCAAGAAGUUUGCCAGAAUAUGAAAGAUCACAGAAAUUUAUUGAUGUACCAAAGGAUGACAAAAUAUUACCUCUGAAAGUUAUGAAUUCCAACAAGUAUAUUUGUCAUCUGAAGUGGAGAGAAGCUCAGCAUAAUAAUUUCAAAAGAAUAAGUGAAUCUGACAAUGAGGACGUAAAUAUGGAAAAACUAGAUAAGAAUGAUCCACAACAAAAAGCAGAAAGAGAUAAAUGCAACAUGAACAACUCAUCUGCUAGUGACAUCGAUAAACAGACUUCAGACCCUGAGGAAAAGAAUUUUACCAAGAAACACUUGUCCAAAUUUGAUGACUCAAAACCAAAUUUAUUUGUUGUAAAUGGCAAAGAGCCAGAAAGUCAGUGUUUUCCAAAUCAAGUUCAAUGGUUGCCUGCAUUGAAAAGAGAUCCUUACCCAAUAAAUGAACAUUUGCUGUUGACAUAUGAAGAGGCAUUUUUUUUGUCCUAUGGCCUUGGUUACUUGCUGGUAGAAGACAGUUUAGGUAAAGCAAUGAAUCUUGAAGAAAUGUGGAAAACUUUUUGUCAGAGAAGAAAAAAAUUUGUACCUAUAUACAUUGCUUAUCAUUAUUAUAGAAGUUGUGGAUGGGUACCUAAGCCUGGGUUAAAGUUUGGAACUGACUUAAUUCUUUACAAAGAAGGCAAUUCCUUCUAUCAUGCAACAUACUCUGUAAAUGUUCAAAUGGUUGAAAGCAACUUUUUGAAUGAAGAUCCUUACCAUUUAAUGGCUAAAAGUGACUGGGUUACUUUGUCUGGCCUUGACAGAAUGAAUGAACAUGUUACUAAACAAUUAUUGUUUUGUUAUGUGAUAAGGCCAACAGCCCUAACUGAAGAUCUUCUCUCUCCAAAAUGUAUCUCUUCUUUUUCUGUUCAAGAAAUGAUAGUAUCACGAUGGGUGUCAUCCCAAAACAGAGAAAAAAAAUGUAACCAAUUUCCAGAAGAAUUUCCAUGA
Molecule: messenger RNA, 1206 nt
Organism: Acanthosepion pharaonis
Lineage: Eukaryota; Metazoa; Mollusca; Cephalopoda; Sepiida; Sepiidae
Source: the annotation of a GenBank genome assembly